AUGUCAGAGCCACUGGUGCAGAUCACAUCCGGAUCUGUGAUAUCAUAUUUCCGGCUCUCCUUCGGUGCAACAACCGCCUUAGGCUUGGAUGUUUACUGUGUAACGCAUCGUUUCCCUCGAAGUCUAUGCCUCCUUGCUUGGACGCCUUUCGAAGCAAAUCAUGUGUGCCCACAACAUCCUUUCGAUCAGCCUCACUACUACCCAACCCUCAGCCCGGCCGGCAUACACAGUUCGUUGAUGCCCAAUCUGUUUCCUACGUUGCGGUGUCGUCAAGCUAAGCCCCUUCUGAGAACAAUUACGAGGUUAUGUCUCAUCUGUCCUGUAGACAUGGACCGAUCGAGUCACUAA
Aspergillus tubingensis is the source of this 348-nucleotide messenger RNA. RefSeq lists its product as uncharacterized. The transcript is spliced from 5 exons. Lineage: Eukaryota; Fungi; Ascomycota; Eurotiomycetes; Eurotiales; Aspergillaceae. The record is from RefSeq and is a predicted model, not a curated record. Bases 1 to 348 code for a protein of 115 amino acids.